CUCCCACCACGUUCUUCGCUGUUUACUGUCGGCAAAGGAAACUAGACUUGUUCAACUCCAUGCCUUGAAAGAUAUUUUUCCUUCACUUUCCCGAGAAAAUUAGCAACAAAAAAUCUGUCUUUUUUUAAAAAAAUUUCUUGUGUUCGACACGAAAGAUGAUGAAGAGAAAGUCCAAUGUGUAUGGUAGAAUGAGUAGUGAAAGCGCAAACAAUACAACAUCGUCCGCCUCCUCCUACUCCACGUCCUUGGAAGAAGCAAUCGAGUGGGAAAUGAGACCCGGAGGGAUGCUGGUGCAAAAGAGAACCCAGAACGCCGACGUUUCAGCCCCUGAUAUUCGCUUACGUGUUGCUUACGGGGCGGUGCGUUACGAGAUCUCCGUGAACUCUCAAGCGACUUUUGGGGAGGUGAAGAAACUUCUAAGAGCGGAAACAGGGUUGCAAGCAGGCGAACAGAGAGUGAUAUUCAAAGGGAAAGAGAGAGAAAACGGUGAGUAUCUAGACAUAUGCGGGGUCAAAGACCGAUCGAAAGUCAUACUGAUGGAGGACCCAGCGAGCAUUGAGCGAAGGUUCAUCGAGAUGCGCAGAAACGCCAAGAUCCAGAGUGCACACCGCGCCAUCAACGACGUCUCCAUGGAAGUCGAUCAGCUGGCGGACCAAGUUUCUGCAAUCGAAAAAUCAAUCUCUGGUGGAGUUAAGGUACCGGAGGUUCAAGUCACAACACUUAUUGAGAUGCUCAUGAGACAAGCAAUCAAGCUAGAAAACAUUGCUGCAGAGGGAGAUGCUUUUGCCCAGAAAAUUUUGCAGGGCAAGAGAGUUCAGAAAUGUGUUGAAACCCUUGACACGUUGAAGAUAUCAAAUGCUAAAGUAAAGCCUGUUAUCGUCACAACCAAAUGGGAGACCUUUGAGCCUUCUCCGGCCAUGGCACAAUGGGAAAUUUUUGAUUGAUCCAAUGAUCCUUUCUUACUCUUCAUUUUCCAUUCUUUUUCUACCCCCAAUAUCCUAGCUCAAGAUAGAGACAUAAGCGAGCUAUCUGCUUGUACGUACAGCCCCUUCUUUGCCACAUAUGUCGUUUGCCAAUAAGCAUUGGUGAGGAUUUUUAGAUGUAAUGUAUGGUUGAAACUUGGAAACCCUGUGUAAUGUUACAACUUCAGUAAAUUUGCGGGAAAACCGUUCUGAUUAA
Theobroma cacao (cacao) is the source of this 1179-nucleotide messenger RNA. RefSeq names its product BAG family molecular chaperone regulator 3-like. Gene Ontology annotation, biological process: protein stabilization. NCBI's taxonomy places the organism in Eukaryota, Viridiplantae, Streptophyta, Magnoliopsida, Malvales, Malvaceae. Gene Ontology annotation, cellular component: cytoplasm. Gene Ontology annotation, molecular function: protein-folding chaperone binding; adenyl-nucleotide exchange factor activity. The record is from RefSeq and is a predicted model, not a curated record.